UGGAAAAGUGUCCAAGUUGUGGAGCUCCUCAGCAGAGAAUCCCCCCGCAGUGUGCCGGGGGGAGGCUCCCGUUCACCGCCCUCUCCAUCUCCCUCCAUCCCAAACAUGCAGGAGCGGGCAGACCGGCACUGAGCGGGGCAGAUGUGGCUCGGGACAUAUAUCCGGCAGCGAUGGUUUGAUCAGAGGGCUGGUGAAGUUUAAUUUUCCUUUGACAGCGAAAUCAGAUUCUCGGCGCUGGCUUGAAGCAGAAUCUUGCGCGGGGAACCGGCCCAGAAGACCUGAUUUAACAUGAAUUCUGUGUCCACAAGCAAGGAGCGAGCUGCCUUUGCAAGGAAUCGGAAGCACGCGGGGUCGGCGGAGAGUUAUUCUCCCACAAAACUGGCAAGUUUCGCCCCAGAAAUCUGGUCCAGGAAAGGAUUUCAGAUGUACGAGGAUUCCCGGGUUGCACACCGACCCGCCCCGGAGGGAGCCGGCUCGGUGCCGGGCUCGGGCACCGCUUCACCCGCCUCCAGCACCGGUUCUCCCGGUUCGUCCGGCGGCUCGCCGGGGUCUUUGGCCGGGUCAUCUCCAGGGUCGUCGGGGACGGGCUCCCCGGGUUCAGGCACCGGUUCUCUGGGCUCGGGAGGCUCGGACGAUAAAGGGAUUUGGUGCGAGAAUUGCAACACCAGGCUGGUGGAACUCAAGAGGCAGGCGUUGAAAAUGAUGGUCCCGGGCGCCUUUCCCAGUAAGGACCCGGCUUUCUCGGCGCUGAUCCACGACAAGCUGCAGGUGCCCAACACCACCCGCAAGGCCUGGAACGACCGUGACAACCGGUGUGACAUCUGCGCCACCCACCUGAACCAGCUGAAGCAGGAGGCCAUUCAGAUGGUGCAGACGCUGGAGCAGUUCGACCCCUGCCCUGGCUCGCCCCCCCCGCUCUCCAACAUCCCCUCGCUGGUGGGCUCGCGCAACAUCGGCACCCUGCCCGCCCCCCGCGACUGGCCCUUUGUCCCGGCUGCCUACGGCUCCACCACCUCUUAUGGCGGCUUCCUCAGCAACAAGCACGCGGGCAAGCCCAACUCACUGGGCCUCGGGGCCGGGGCAGAGAAGAAGGGCAGCACAUCCGGACACCCAGGCACCAAAGUGGGGCUGCACAUGCCCACCAGCCCCAGCAACGGCAACAUCCUCAGCACCGUCGCCAUCCAAGCCCACCAGUACCUGGAGGGGGCCUGGUCUGUGUCCCGGUCCAAUGGUGUCACCCUCUACCCCUACCCGAUAUCCCAGCUGAUGUCCGAGAACUGCCGGGAAGGAUUGACCGAGGCUGUCCUGAACCGUUACAACUCAGACAAGCCAUCGGUGUACAGCUUCCCAAGCUCCCAGAGCACCUUCGUGACGAGUGUGGCUUCGAGUGGGACCUCAGCUGCAGCCUCGUUCUUUGUCAGAGCCGCCCAGAAACUCAACCUGUCUUCCAAGAAGAAGAAGCACCACCGGCCUCCUGCCCCGAAUGUGUCUGAGCCCCCACCAUUCCCGACCAACUUCAGCGGCAUCCUGCAGACAUCCUCGCCCCCAGCGCCACCGUGCCUGUUACGGGCCAUUGGCAAGGUGAAGGACAAUCCUGGGAUAGGCAAGGUGAAGGUCAUGUUGCGGAUCUGUCCCGCCUCGGUGGGGGACUUGUCUGAAUCAAGCUGCUUCUUCAAAGUGGACCCUCGUAAGAAGCAGAUCACCCUGUACGACCCUCCGGUCAAUGGGCUGCAGAACUCCUCCCAGAAGAGAGGCUGUCUGGUGCCGCCAAAGAUGUUUGCCUUCGAUGCCGUCUUCCCACAGGACUCUUCACAGGCUGAAGUUUGUGCAGGGACUGUGGCAGAAGUCAUUCAGUCCGUGGUGAAUGGGGCGGAUGGCUGCGUCUUCUGCUUUGGCCACACCAAACUAGGGAAGUCCUACACGAUGAUUGGGAGAGACGACUCCAUGCAGAACCUGGGUAUCAUCCCCUGCGCCAUCUCCUGGCUUUUCAAACUGAUUAACGAGAGGAAGGAGAAGACAGGGGCUCGAUUCUCAGUCCGGGUCUCGGCAGUCGAAGUGUGGGGGAAGGAAGAAAACCUGAAGGACCUGCUGUCUGAGGUGGCCACAGGUAGUCUGCAGGACGGCCAGUCUCCCGGAGUCUACCUUUGUGAGGACCCGAUCUGUGGCAUGCAGCUCCAGAACCAGAGCGAACUCCGCGCGCCAACGGCGGAGAAGGCAGCCUUCUUCCUGGACGCCGCCAUUGCUUCCCGCCGCAGCAGCCGCUCCGGGUGCGACGAGGAGGAGCUGCGCAACUCCCACAUGCUCUUCACCCUGCACAUCUACCAGUACCGCAUGGAGAAGAACGGCAAGGCCGGAAUGUCAGGAGGUCGCAGUCGCUUACACCUCAUCGACCUGGGAAGCUGCGUCAAGGUUCUGAGCAAAAGUCGGGAGGGCGGCUCUGGGCUCUGCCUCUCUCUGUCCGCACUGGGGAACGUCAUCCUGGCUCUUGUUAACGGCACCAAGCACAUCCCCUACAAGGAGAGCAAACUCACCAUGCUGCUGCGAGAGUCCCUGGGCAACCUGAACUGCCGGACCACCAUGAUUGCCCACAUCUCGUCCUCCUCCAGCCACUACUCCGAGACCCUGUCCACCAUCCAGAUCGCCUCCAGGGUGCUCCGCAUGAAGAAGAAGAAGACAAAGUACACCUCCAGCUCAUCGGGGGGCGAGAGCUCCUGCGAAGAAGGAAGAAUGCGGCGACCGACCCAGCUGCGGCCCUUCCACCCGCGGGCUGCCGGUGACCCGGACCUCCCUAUCUUAAACCUGGCGGGCGAGCCCGACUACUCCUCAAGCAGCGAGCAGUCAUGCGACACGGUGAUUUACGUGGGCCCCAACGGCACUGCCCUGUCUGACAAGGAGCUGACGGACAAUGAGGGCCCGCCGGAGUUCGUCCCCAUCAUCCCCUCACUGCAGAAGAACAGGAAGGAGGCGGGGCCGGAGGGAGGGGCAGAGAGGGACUGCCUGAAGUGCAACACCUUCGCCGAGCUGCAGGAGAGGCUCGAGUGCAUCGACGGCAGUGAGGAGCCCAGCAAGUUCCCAUUUGAGGAGGGGCCCGGCACCGACGCCCCCACCAGGCACGAGGAGGCCGACGCCCGACAGCCGGGGCCGGACCCCGCUGCCCCUCAGCAUCCCAGCAAGGAGAGCUCCGAGGAGACCGCCCGGACUAGACCACAGGCUGGCCCAGCUCUGGCGACCAGCCCCUCGGCGCCUUCCUCCCCUGGAGCCAGCGGCCCCCAGCCCAGCCCGCCGAGAGGCCAGGCCCCCAGCGCCCAGGGUGCUAAGGAGGGCGCGGAGCCCAAGCCGAGGCCCAUGGGCUCCCCAAGGCUGGGGGUGGCCAGCCUCUCGAAGACGGCGGACUACAAGCCCCAGCACUCGCCCUCCCAGCGCUGCAAGGUGUACACCCAGAAGGGCUCCCUGCCCAGCCCCGCCCCACCUCCACCACAACCCCAGCCUGAGACCCGGGCCUCCCCGGUGGGGAUGAGCCCGCAGGCGGCGAAGAAAUCAGGGGGGCCGUCGGCGGAUCGCCCCCAGGGAGAGCCGGAGGUGAUGGUGCAGCAGAGGCCGCUGGAGCUGAACGGGGAGGACGAGCUGGUCUUCACCCUGGUGGAGGAGCUGACCAUCAGUGGUGUUCUGGCCGGCGGCAGGCCCACCAGCAUCAUCAGCUUCAACAGCGACUGCUCCGUGCAGGCCCUGCCUUCGGGCUCCAGGCCCGUCAGCAUCAUCAGCAGCCUGAACGAGGAGCUGGAGUGCGGCGGCGUCCCCGGCCCCCUCUCCGAGCUCAGCCUGGCCCAGUUCCUGCCUUUCCCCAAACCGGGCCUGGAUGGGAAGGCACUGGUCUCGGCCAGCCGCCGCUCCUCCAUCAGCUCCUGGCUAAGCGAGAUGAGCAUGGGCAGUGAUGGGGAGCAGUCGUGCCACAGCUUCGUGGCGCAGAGCUGCCGGGGCGACGGCGAGGCUCUGGCCGAUCCCUCAAUGCUGGAGGCAGCUGGGGAUCUCCCAGACGAGUGCCUGGCCUACGUACGGAGUGGAAAGUACUCCAUCAUGGACCGGUUCUUGGGCCUGCAGGAGAAGGGGGCUGAGACCAAGAGCCUUUACCAGGUGGCGGCCAAUCACCACUGCAAGAUUGGCGCUCUGGGGAAGGCCACCGGGCGCAUCGCCAACGCAGCAAGCCUGGCCGACUACCAGGGCUGCUUCCCCCUCCAGACCGACUCCCUGGAGCAACCCUGCGUCCAGCUGAAGACAGUUCACCCAGCCAAGGAGAGCGGGAGCACCCAGGACCCUCCCACCCGGGCCUCCGACGCCAAGCUGGAGGGCGACCAGGCCUCGAGGGGGGUGAGCUUCGAGGACCCCUGGCUGAAGCGGGAGGUGGAGGAAGAGGAGGAGGAAGAGGAGGAGGAAGACGAGGGAGAGUCCAGGCCGGACGGGAGCCGGGGCGCAGAGCCCGACCAGGAUAAGAAUCAGGGCUGGGCGGAGACCGGAGAUUGGCCCGGCAGGAGGAUGGCGGAUGGCUGCGAGACGUCGCUUAGCCCCUCCCCCAGCCAGGCCUCUGUCCUCUCAGUGGAGGGCAGCAGGGCUGGGAGCCGGGCCCCGGCCAUGCCCAGUCGCCACGACGACGAUGCGAAGACCCCGGCCCCACCCGGUCACCACAGCGACGACGCCGAGGCCCAGGCCCUGCCUGUUCGCCAUGACCAGGCCCAGGGCCUGCCCGGUUGCCAUGACGAUGAUGAGACCCUGGCCCCUCCCAGUCGCCAGGAUGACACCGAGGCCCCGGCCCUGAGGGCCCCCUGCCCGGGCACAGAGGGCGGGGCCUCCCCCUCACAGGCUACCACUCCCUGUAGUCCCAGAACCACCCUGGAGCGGCGGCUGGGCUCCCCAAAGCACGGGGUGCUGCCCAGGCCCAAGGGGAUGCCCCCACUGCCUCCCGUCCGCAAGUCCAGCCUGGACCAGAGGAACAGGGCCAGCCCCCAGCACCUGCCCUCCGGCCCGGUGCAGGCCAGUGCCCCGGACGACUGGAGUCCCCAGGCCAAGGCCAAGGCCUCCUCCGUCCCAGAUGCCAGCAGCAAGGGGAGCAGUGGGAAGGGCGAACUGCCCGGCUCCCGGGCCAACUCCCUGAACCGGAGGUAUGCCGGCCAGUACGACUGCCUGUCCCUGGAGCGGGUGGGCAGCCUGGCCUCCGUGGGCUCGAAACUCGGCGUGGGACGGGACAGCACCUUGCCCAGGGCCAGCCGGAGCCUGAACCGGGCCGGCGUCCCCUCGCCCACCCACCCGGGACCCCCGCUGCCGGUGGCGCCCGGCUCCUCCCCAAAGCCCGGCCCGUCCAAGAUGUCGGCCGUCAGCAAGCUGCUGCUGGCCGGCCCCAAGUCCCGCAGCCUGUCGGCCUCCAGCACCAAGACCCUCAGCUUCUCCACCAAGUCGCUGCCCCAGUCGGUGGGCCGCAGCCCCAGCAUGCCCUCCAACUCCAAGAACAUGUCCUGGUCUACCCAGUCGCUCAGCAGCAAGCAGGGCCGGGCCUCCAGCCUCGUGGCCAAGCUCCCGCUGCGCGCCGUCAACGGGCGCAUUUCCGAGUUGCUGCAGGGGAGCGGCGGCCUGUGGGCCCAGCACCCGCCCACGGGGGGCGGCGGCGAGCCAGACGGCCAACCCACCGACAAGGCCACGGCCCCCCAGGCCUUGCCCUCACCCUACAGCAAGAUCACACCCCCCCGCAAGCCCCACCGCUGCAGCAGCGGGCACGCCAGCGACAACAGCAGCGUCCUGAGUGGCGAGCUGCCCCCGGCCAUGGGCAAGACCACCCUCUUCUACCACAGCGGGGGCAGCAGUGGCUACGAGAGCAUGAUGAGGGACAGCGAGGCCACGGGCAGCGCCUCCUCCGCUCAGGACUCCACCAGUGAGAAUGGCAACUCCGCCUCCGGACGCUGCAGGAGCCUGAAGUCCCCGAAGAAAAGGACAAACACAGGUUCCCAGAGGCGGCGCCUCCUGCCCGGCCUGUCCACUGAGGCCGCACCUCCGGCCAGGAAACCUGCCGCCACCUCGAGUCUGCGCUGGGUGGACCUCCGGCCUGUGCAGAGGGGGAUGGCAGAACCCUUCGAGAUCAAGGUCUACGAGAUAGAUGACGUGGAGCGGCUGCAAAGGAGGAGGGCAGUGGACAACAAGCUGCGGGGAUUUAUCUGUUUCAACGCAAAGCUGAAAAUCUUGGAGAAUCGGCAACAGAGGAUUUCAGAGGUCAAAACCAAAUACAACGUGUUGAUGCAGGAGCUGGAGGCGACCAAACAGCGGUUGAUGCUGGAGCCUAGUAAAUGGAUCAGUGAGUUUGACCUGGACCAAGGUUUCGAGGUGGAUUCCUUGGAAUACCUGGAGGCCCUAGAGUGCGUCACAGAGCGACUGGAACACCGGGUCAACUUCUGCAAAGCUCACCUCAUGAUGAUCACGUGUUUCGACAUCGCCUGUGGGAGGCGUUAACGGGCGGGGGGAAAGGGAGGGGGAGGUUGCGAUUGGCGAGCAAGUGCAUGGACAGACGAGGAGGAAGGAAACAAAACACCCAAAGAUAACAGGAAGAUGACGAGUGGAAGCGCAAAGUGUGGAGCACGUACACAAAGAGUUUUAUCUUUUUCCCCACAACGGAAUGUAAAAAAGAAAGAAGAGAACGAGAGAUGAAUAUUGGAGUGUGAGAAUGUCUUCUUUCAUCAGACUGGUAGAGCACUUUCAGGAACUUUGGCUAUGUUGUAUAUAUGAAUGGCUUGCUCCACUUCCCUUUUCUUCAGAGUGUGGGGAUGGGCAUGGAAUGAAGGGCUGUUUCUGAGGAGCUCAAAACAAUAUACAAAGGACUACAAGUGCCUUGUAAACUUUAUUAUAUUAUCCAAAAUCUUACAUGGACUCAUUAUUGUACAGUCGUUGGUUGAUGAUACAUAUUUCGCUGUACGGUUAUAGAGGCAGUAUCCAUUUUGUAGACCAAACUCAAACCUACACACCAUUCCUGUUUAUAUCCAUCAGCAUUCUCACCAAACCAGGGAGGGUACAAAAAAAUUGACGCAGAGUGGGAGGGGAGAAUGCUUGUGAUAUCACGUUUUCUUCUGGGCCCAUGGAAGAGUAUUUGGUAACGUUUUGAACCAAUUUUGAAUGAUGUUUCAUGGUACUUUUUUUAUAUAAAGAUAUGGCUGAUUGUAAAGGGUAUUGUUGUGUGGAUUUGAGUUUUAAAAUCCAGUAGAUUUUCAUUGAACAAGAAAUAAAAGGGUAAUGUUUCAGUAAAGGAUGAACUCAAAGGUUGUUUUACUAGGUGUUUUAACUACUUGCUGUUUUUAAGUAACUUGUAUCUAUAGAGUAGAUCAGUAGUCAGGAAGCAGCACAUUAUUAACGUGACUGUCGUUUACUAACAGUGAAUGAGCCACUCGGAGGCACAGUGAUGCCUCUCUGGCAGACGGAUUCCUCCCCCAAGCCUCGGAGUAGAAAUGAAGCACAUCAGAUUCGAAAGCACAUGAGCACUUCCCCUCCUUAUUGACUGUAGUCAGGGGGAUAAUUGUAAACACGUUCAUGCACACACCGCAGCUUACAGGUGGACUCUGCAAAUACAGGUGACACGUGUUUGUGAUGUUCUUGGUUUAAUCUUCCCACCUCCUUCAUGGGAACAGGGUAAUAAAUCCCUUGAGCCUGCUCUGGUGCAGAUUCUGGUUCCACCUUGAUUUGCCCUUGUUAUUGGCAUAUCUUUGGUUAACAUUACCCAACAAACACAGAUGGCAGUCAUACAGCACAGAAACAGGCCCUUCGGCCCACCCUGUUCAUGCUGACUAUCUAUGCCGACUGUACUAAUCCCACUGCCCAGCACCUGGUCCAUAGCCAACUAUGCCUUGGUGAUACAAGUGCUUGUCCAGUGUGCUGCAGAAAUUCCUUCCCCCAAGCAACGCAGCCAAACGCACAACAUAAGCGGAUCUGCAGACUUCCCUCCACUUCCGAUACUGGGUUCCCUUCACUGCAGCCGAACGUUGGAGGUGGCAAGUAGUGACACGUUCUGCAUGACCAGUGAAUUUGUGUGGCUGAAAUCUCCCAGGAGUAACGCUUUACCCAAGAUGCAGCUUUUCUCCUUGUUACCAAGACUGCAACUUGAAAUCUGUCCCCUGCCAGUAAAUUCUCCGAUAAAGACUUCAGUUUUGGUCAGGUCCCUAACUAAACCUGUUAUCACCUGGCACUACCACUCAUUAUACUCCACACUGUGGAAACACAAUGCACUUCAAACUAAGACAAGCCCUGAUGGACCAUCCACCAAAUCACUACAUGGGAAACACCACUGAACUCAUUUCACCAGCUUACUUUUCCAAGAGAUAAACAGGGCACCAAAUUGUCACUUCUAAACUAAAAGUAACUUUUUACUUUCCAUUUAUUCUUUCAGAGGGUAUCAAAACUUAGUAUCUUUUCUAUGAAUCAUCUGCAGAUAUGACAACAUGAUCCCAAUUAUCAGGUCCAACCCCAGACCAAUCUCCAAUGUGCUCACCUCCACUCCCCAGGAUAACUAACUCGACCUCCCUGCCCAUUGUCACAUUCCCCCUGCCCAAAUAUAUCCACCAUUUCAAGCCAAAUCCAGCAAAUUACACCAUCCCUAGUCACCUAGUAACUAGAGCCCACCUCAUCUUAGAGAGACUGCCAUUUAAAAGUGAAGUCUUGAGCUAUGUGACACAAGGAGGACUGCAGAUACAGAGAAGUUGUGGUGAAAUUAUCUCACUGUUUAAGAACGCUAUAUCCUUUUGCUAUUAUGCAGCAAUGGAUUGCGUAGAAAGAAUUAUUUUAUGGAAUAAAGUUGGUGACAGCCACGUGACCAAGAAGACUGGAUGGGAGAAACGGUACAUUUACAGCUCAGAUUUGCCAUUAGACCUGCCAAACAGGUCACUGAGGUUACACAUAAUUCUAUGCACACUGGUUCAUCGGUUUUACGGUGGGGGCUAAUCACUUUAUUGCAGUUUUGUUCCACAAAGAACACAAUUAAGAGAGCAAACAGGGUUCGGAAGAAAGCUAAUCAUUGCCAGAGGGCAUCAACACCUGUUCCUGGAGGUAGCAAGGGCUAUCUGGGUGACUUCCAAUAGCCCAUGGGUAGUCAUGCAUUCAAAUAAUGAUCAAGAUUGACGUUCUGACUGAGAGGCAUGUUACUUCCGGGUGGCCUUUCCCAAAGUUGUUCAUUAUAUUUUGCGGAUAUUUGUCUCUUUAAUGGUGCUUAAAGCAGUUUCACCUCUAAAUGUCUACACGUCCUCUCUCUCUCUCUUUUGCCUACACUCAGAACUGCUGCCAACUAACACAUCUUUGUCAUGUUAUGUAUGAAGGACAUAAUUUAUUUAUGAACUCAGGAUGCUCUUGUUUUAUAAAGUUGCUUGUAUUUUGUAAUUUAUUUACACAUCAUGAUAAGAAAGCGAACAAAUGCUAUCUAUGCAUUGUUAUGUACAGUCACCUAAUUCACACCUUAAGGUUUGGUUUUCUUUGCAUUGUAAUCUUGGACAUCUCUUGUCAGAACAAUUGAAGCUUGCUGUUUACCUAACCCCUUGUAUAAAAUGUGUACGAUAGUCAA
Messenger RNA from Pristis pectinata (smalltooth sawfish), 9574 nucleotides. RefSeq names its product kinesin family member 26Ba (gene kif26ba). Gene Ontology annotation, molecular function: ATP binding; microtubule binding; microtubule motor activity. The record is from RefSeq and is a predicted model, not a curated record. The transcript is spliced from 15 exons. NCBI's taxonomy places the organism in Eukaryota, Metazoa, Chordata, Chondrichthyes, Rhinopristiformes, Pristidae. The coding region runs from base 289 to 6489 and encodes 2066 amino acids. Gene Ontology annotation, biological process: microtubule-based movement.